Messenger RNA from Hydractinia symbiolongicarpus, 3005 nucleotides. RefSeq names its product polycomb group protein ASXL1-like. The record is from RefSeq and is a predicted model, not a curated record. The coding region runs from base 34 to 2580 and encodes 848 amino acids. The transcript is spliced from 15 exons. Gene Ontology annotation, biological process: animal organ morphogenesis; positive regulation of transcription by RNA polymerase II. Gene Ontology annotation, cellular component: PR-DUB complex. NCBI's taxonomy places the organism in Eukaryota, Metazoa, Cnidaria, Hydrozoa, Anthoathecata, Hydractiniidae. Gene Ontology annotation, molecular function: chromatin binding; DNA binding.
UACUGUAUGCUUAUGUUUUUUUAGAAACUAAAUAUGUUUGAUGUUGGAGAUGAGGACUCCGAUAGCAGUAGCGAUGAAUGUUAUUUAAAAGAAGCUAGUAGAUCUCGCAAAAGACGGAAUACAGGACCCAAAAAACCCAAAAGUGAAACAUUGACCUGGGCAGAAGCAGCAGAAAUUGUAUUAUCAAAUUAUGACCACCCGUUACCACACAAAGAAAUAUUACAAUUAAUUGAAGAUGCAAAUUUAAAGUCUAUGGGACGAGGAAAUUCGGCACCAUUGGCUGUUUUGAAUUCAAUGUUAAAUUCACAUUCACGCGGGCCUGGUGCAACAUUUUACAGAGCAGCAUCUGGAUCAGCUUGUUUUGGACUUAACAGGACAAGAAUAAGAGGUGUGAAUUCAAUUAAACCCAAUCAAAUAAGUCCCAAUAAUUCAGUGAAGAAAGUUCCUAUUAGAACUAAUAGUAGCCCACCUCUCAAAAUGGAUGCUACAAAAUCCAAAACAUAUGCUGAAUACAAAAGAGAAACCAGACCAAAGCAAAAACUUACACCACCCACAAAAUAUAGUCAAUCGACACAUCAUUUAAAGCCUCCAGGGCAGUUACCCAAAUAUUCUUCAUCACAGAAGCAACAACUAAUUCCUCCUGGCUCAAGUCAUUCAGACUCAGUAAAUCGCCCAUCUGGAAGUCUGGCAACCAUCUCAAAAGCUACAUAUGACCGUUUAAAACAACAACCAUUACACAGGCGGAUGGGCCCGACUACUUCAGCCCUUGUUCGUCCUUCGCCACCAUUUUCACGACCACCUCCUGGAGCGGCUCUAAGAGUUAUGCCUCCAAAAAAGAGGGUCAAACUCGAUGAGGAUGACGAUACUGAUAGUGAGAAGAAUGCUUCUAAGAAAGAAAACACAAAAGAAGCAAAACCAUUUAAUAGACUAAAGUGUGAGGGGACGUCAAGAAGGGAAUCACAAAGAAAUAUAGUUCGAUUGCAUUCACCCAGUAUAUUGCCUCCAAUGACCAAACAGCAACAACAACAACAACGACAACAGCGCCAGCAGCAACAGCGUGUUGCAAUAGAUCGCAACAAGCAGAAAAUAAAACAAACACAGUCAUCACCACGUCCAAAUAUUCAUCGUUCAGCCACGCGGGCAGUGCUGCAAGUAAAGCCUCGACCAAAUAUGACCUUUAAGAAAAGUUUAUCCUUGCCAAAUAUUACCAGUGUAAACCAGGACCAGGACAACUUAAAACAAAGCUUUCUUGGUGUGAAGUUUAAAAGAUUAAAAAAGGCUAACCUAGCUGACCAAAUAAAGAGAAGUAAGGAAGGAAAAUUGGACUUGAUGUCGCCUGACUCUAUACUUACGUCAGUGCACGUUAAGGAUCUGCUUAACCAAGCUACCUUCAAGUCUCUACCACAUGCUUACCAGUACCAACUCCUCAUGUUGUUACCAGAGUGUGAUCGGAAGGUUGGUGACGACGGUGCUCUGAGGUUAUCAUCUCAUGCAUUAAAUAAUGCUUUUUUCAAUCGCUCAUGUCAGGAAUUUAAAGACAAAUUAAUGGAUGGCGAAUUCAACUCGGAUAUCAUUCAAAGAGCGAAAAACGAAGUAAAUUUGCAUGCCAGGCUGGAUCCUUGGAAGGCCAAGUUCUUCGAACCUGCAUACGGAAAAUCUUCUCUUGAUAAUGACGACGACGAGAAACCACAUCCUAAGUUGCAACCUGUCGAGUCGUCAUGGUCGGCGUUUUUAAAAUUUGCUGAAAAUUCUACAAACGACUUCGAAGAAGCACUUGCUAAAAUUCAGGCCGAUGUACAGAAGCAAGCAGACAAAGAAGCCCGGGAAAAGGCUGAGGUAGAAAAAAGAAGAACAGAAACAUUAUCGGCGCGCUUAUCGAUUAAUUCGAAAAAAAAUACAUCAGGAAGUUUAAACUUGAAGGGCUCUGUGCGUUCACCUAUCACGCUAAAGUCGAAAGGCGCAAGAGCUGAACUCGCCAAUAAGGAAAAAAGCAAACGCGCAUUGAAGAAAGCGCAACAAUUGCAACGAAAAAAAGCCCUCGAUAAACAAUUGAAAGAUGCCAAGGCCAAAAUCGUUCAAGACGCUCGCUCCAGUGCGAGAAAAGAAGAUGAAGAUUCAUCUCAUUCGACUAGUGAGAUGCAAGAAAACAUUGUAAAUACGAAAGAAUUAGUCGUUAUCGAACCUCUUCCGCAGACAUCUAUUGCGCUGCUCAACAAAUCAGCUAUUUCUACUGUUUCAAAUUCUACGACGAAUGCUAUUACAACUGAAACCACGUCUAAAAAGGAGGACGAAAAAACGGAGGACAAAGUACUAAACUUGAGCGAUAGUUCGACAUUAAAAAAGCUAAUAGAGACAAGCGAGACGUUAAAACGGACUAAAAAACUGACACCAAAAAGAAAGGUAAAUGCGAAUAAGACAUUAGCAAGUAGAAUUGUCUACGGGCCGUCAUCAUUUAACACGAGUGUCGAAGGAGUGUGCCCGUGUAAUUUGAAAGCGAUGGUGGUGUGUAAACAAUGCGGCUCUUUCUGGCAUGGCGAUUGUGUAAACGGUGAUAAGAUGUGCUUGCUUUGCACGUCUUGAUUAUAUUUUAAACUCACAUCUGUGAAAACAAACGACACUGGUAGUCGACGUGAUAACAUCAGUUUUUCCUCAUCGUGUUUUUUUAGUACCGAAAAAGUAAGAAUUCUAAAUCGUUUUAUUUCCCCGAGCGCACAUCGCUCAUUCAUGAGCUUUUUUACCGUGUUAUCGACUUCUGUGUAAGUAGCUUACGCAGUCCAUUUCAAGGCUCCUAACACGUAACAAUCGCCUUUAGUAUUCGCCAAUAUACUGUACAAGAAACAUUGCCGAAAAUGAUUUCCCAUAAAACGGUGCGUAUUGUGUUUUUUAAAGCUGUCUGUCUCCAUUAGUGUAAAAUAAUUUUCACGAAAUCUUAAAUUGUGUGAAAGGUAGUAGAAAUUAUUUCAAGUGGUGUCUUUUUUAGUUUUUAAAGAUAAAUUCUAUUUAUA